Molecule: messenger RNA, 2288 nt
Organism: Doryrhamphus excisus (bluestripe pipefish)
Lineage: Eukaryota; Metazoa; Chordata; Actinopteri; Syngnathiformes; Syngnathidae
Gene: kcnj11
Product: potassium inwardly rectifying channel subfamily J member 11
Biological process (GO): regulation of monoatomic ion transmembrane transport; potassium ion import across plasma membrane
Cellular component (GO): plasma membrane
Molecular function (GO): ATP-activated inward rectifier potassium channel activity
Source: RefSeq, a predicted model, not a curated record
AGUCAGCAUCCCAGAGAAUCGCCGCCAUCUCAAAGCCCCGCGCUGUUUGGGCGCGCCAGCGGCGACUUGGUGACCGCCGGCCGCCUCGCAUAGCCGGCUCCUGUAACCCGAGUGACGGCGGCAGCUGAGGAAUCCCCUCGGGGGACCCGGCGGCCGGUCUGGGGAGAGAGCACGUCCCGGACCGCCAGACCGCCUCGGGCUCGCGAAAAGGAUCAAACGGGACUCCGGGCGCGUAAUGCGGAGGAGCCAUGUUGUCCAGAAAAGGACUCCUCCCGGAGGACUACCUGCUGACCCGCUUGGCCGAAGAUGUCCUGCAGCAGCCCAAGUUGACGUCGAAAAGCAGGAAAGCUCGCUUCGUGGCCAAGAACGGCGCCUGCAACGUGGCGCACACCAACAUCCGCGAACAGGGUCGCUUCCUGCAGGACGUCUUCACCACCCUGGUGGACCUGAAGUGGCUCCACACGCUCAUCAUCUUCACCAUGUCCUUCCUGUGCAGCUGGCUCCUGUUCGGCAUGAUCUGGUGGCUCAUCGCCUUCGCCCACGGCGACCUGGACCGGCGUGGAGGCGGCUUCGUUCCGUGCGUCACGGAGAUCCGCUCCUUCUCCUCCGCCUUCCUCUUCUCCAUCGAGGUGCAGGUGACCAUCGGCUUCGGGGGGCGGAUGGUGACCGAGGAGUGCGUGGCCGCCAUCGUCGUGCUCAUCGUGCAGAACAUCGUGGGUCUCGUCAUCAACGCCGUCAUGCUGGGCUGCAUCUUCAUGAAGACCGCCCAGGCCAACCGGCGCGCGGAGACGCUCAUCUUCAGCAAGCACGCCGUGGUGUCGGUCCGCAACAACAAGCUGUGCUUCAUGGUCCGCAUCGGGGACCUGAGGAAGAGCAUGAUCAUCAGCGCCACCGUGCGGAUGCAGGUGGUGAGGAGGAGCACCACCGAGGAAGGCGAGGUGCUGCCGCUGGACCAGGUCGACAUCCUCAUGGAUAACCCGGUGGGCACCAACGGGGUCUUCCUGGUGUCCCCCCUCAUCGUCUGCCACGUCAUCGGCAAGGACAGCCCCCUUUACGACACGUCCGCCGCCGACCUGCAGCGCGACGACGUGGAGGUCAUUGUGGUCCUGGAGGGCGUGGUGGAGACCACCGGCAUCACCACGCAGGCCAGGACCUCCUACGUGUCCGAGGAGAUCCUGUGGGGGCAGCGCUUCGUGCCCACCGUGUCCGAGGAAGACGGCAUGUACGCGGUGGACUACUCCAAGUUCGGCAACACGGUGAGGGUCCCCACGCCGGGCUGCAGCGCCCGGGAGCUGGACCGGGCCGGAGGCAUUGCGCGCUUUAAACUGGCGGAGGGCGUCACCCUGCGGCCGUCUGCGAGAAAGCGGCGAGGGUCCGCCGUCGGCCGGCGGUCCGGGAUGGAGACCCGAUGACGGGUAUGUGCUGGCAUCCGACGAAUGGCCCGCUGUGCUCCCGUUUCCCCGCAGGAUAAAAUACUCGCCAUUAUGAGCAUCUUUGACCACUGGGGGGCGCUGUCACGCCAAACGUGGGGUGUCUUCGAUAAUAGCUGCCCAGACAAAGCAACCUUUCCCCGCUUUUCUUUCUUCAAUAUUUCUGCUAAAAUUAUCUUAUUUUUCUUCACAUUACAACUUUUUCACUCCAUAACAUUCUUUCACAUUUUCUUCUUGGAAUUAUGACUUCAUUACCAUUGAAAAUGAAUAUUACGACUUAAAAAAAGAAUUUCAUAUUUCAACUUUGAGCUUCUAUUACGACUAUUUUCCCUCAUAUUAUGACGACUUUUUCCUCUUCAUAUUUGGACUUUAUUCUUGUAUAAUUACUCCUGAUUUUUCAAGUUGUGCUGUCACCCCCCCGUCUUUCUUUUCGGAAUGGUAUGUUUUUCCCAUAUUAUAACGUUUCUGUGUUCCUCAUAACCGUAUGACUUUAUUUUAAAAAGUUUUGUUGUAAUGUAUGACGAUUGUAUUUUUUCUCCAAUAUUUCAUUUGAAUAUUUUCCUCUAUCAUCAAAUUGUGAGCCACAACCUCAUUUUCCAAAAAUGAUCACUUUGUUUUGUUUCUUUGUUGUUCAGAACAUUAUGACUUCUAACAUUUCAAUAUUUACAAUGUAUGCCACUAAAAUGUUAUUUGUCCUUAUUCUUAGCGUUUUGACUUUAUUCUUGGAAAAUUAUUUUUACUGUUUUCUUGUGAAAUAAUAUGUUUGGAACGUGCUGGGGUCACAAAGAGCCCGGGGCCACUGGGGCAGCAGGGGCCCCCUGGCCGGGGAUGGAAGCAUGACAAAAAACAGGAGGACAG